CAUAUUAUCCACACUGCCCGGAAGCACCACUUUGACACAUAUCAAGCUGUUGCUGAUCAUGUGGGCACUGUCAAAGUACAACAAGUCCGACAGGCUCUCCAUGAUACUGGCUACCGCCGCCGCACUGCAUGCCACAAAUUCUACAUGGCUGCUGCUGCUGCCAAGAAUCGUCUUGCAUGGGCAUGGGAGAACUCAGAGAGGGACUGGAGCACAGUUAUCUGGACUGAUGAAUCUUCGAUCGAGACCAGUGAAUUCACCCGGCACCCUAGCAAAGAAUUCCUCCUCAGCAACAUACAGCCAACAUUCCGUAGUGGGAGGAAGUCAAUCAUGCUCUGGGGCUGUAUUGCCCACAACAAGAAAGGGCCAUUGGUUGUGCUCGAGACAGCUGCAAUGACAAUAGGAACGAAGUUGAGGGGCGGGUUGGGUGGAGAUGAGUAUGUGAAGCAGGUGAUGCAGGGACCCUUGAUUGCUUGGAUCAGGGCUAUGGAGGAGGAGAGGGGUCAGGAGAUGCUGGUGGUUGAAGAUGGAGCAUCGCAGUGCUCUCGCAAAGAAGGCUCGGGCAGAGUUGGGCAUCAAGAGCCUCUCACAUCCUGCAAGUUCACCUGA
Molecule: messenger RNA, 606 nt
Organism: Punctularia strigosozonata HHB-11173 SS5
Lineage: Eukaryota; Fungi; Basidiomycota; Agaricomycetes; Corticiales; Punctulariaceae
Exons: 2
Molecular function (GO): nucleic acid binding
Source: RefSeq, a predicted model, not a curated record